UAGAGCUUCGCGGAGACGGCGGAAGCGGAGAGCCGCAGCUCGCCGGUGAGGCUGCUCUCAGAAAGGAACUUUUACACAGUUUGCCUUCAGAGACAGUCUAUCUGCAUGCUGUAGAGUUUUAUUACUUAGAAAAUAAAUGUUACUUAUAUGAUUGUGGUGGUGCCAUGCAGCAAGAAGCAGAGAGAUGCAGAGUUCGAGCCAGAAGGCCUGACAUGGCACUUUAUGUACCUAAAGCUCGUAGGGGUGCAGUACUCCUUAAGACAGGUAGUGAAGAAGAAAGCUGUGGUUCACCUAACUCUGUGGUGAAAGAAAAGCAAAAAGAAAGUUCUCUCUCCCAAAAAGAAGUCUUUAGAGACAAACCGGAGGCUCGAAGACUGAGUAUCAAUCCUGAUAGAAAGGAGCAUAAUUGUAGAGAAGGAAAGAAAUCUUCAACAAAAUUAAGAAUGGACACAUGCCUUCAAAAAACAAAUAGAGUUUGUUCUAAGAGAGGAACCACUGAAUCCAAAGAAGUAUUAUCCCAAGGACAACAGCAGGGAGCCCCAAAUGCUGGGGUUAUAACUAAUGCACCUUUACAGAGACAUUUUAAACCAAAGAAGGUGGAGUGUUUGGAAGUUGAAACUACAGAUGUGACAGGACUUGAGAGGAUACUUCUUUCACAGGCCUGUUCAGAAAUCAGUGAAGCUCAAGUUCCAAGCAAACCAUUCCAAAAUGUGGAAUUCUGUGACUUCAGUAGGCAUGAACCUGAUGGGGAAACAUUUGAAGACAAAGAUUUGGAAAGCAGAAUUGAAACUGAUAGCAAGGUUUUGGAGAUACUAUAUGAGUUUCCUAGAGUUUUUAGUUCUGUCAUGAAACCUGAGAAUAUGAUUGUACCAAUAAAACUAAGCUCUGAUUCUGAAAUUGUACAACAAAGCAUGCAAACAUCAGAUGGAAUAUUGAAGCCCAGCAGCAGAGGCAUCACCACUACUUCUGUUCCUGGAAAUCCAGAUGGUGUCUUUGAUCAAACUUACAUAGAUUUUGAAGUUGAGAAUGUAGGUGGUAUAGCCAAUAGUACAGGUUUCAUCUUAGAUCAAAAAGAUACAAAUUCCAUUCCUAAAACUACGGGUCACAUCUCUCUGUCAGAGAGCACAAAUGACACUGUUAGUCCAGUAAUGAUUAGAGAAUGUGAGAAGAAUGACAGCACUGCUGAUGAGUUACAUAUAAAGCACAAACCUCCUGAUACAGCUGUCCUUGCUCAUGGAACACAUAGAGAUAAUGGAUUUAAGAAUGUAGGUGACUUUACCAAUAAAGCAUGUAUGAUGGACACUACAGGUAUGUCCUGUAGUGAUCAUGUAACUGUUGAUAGCCCUUAUGUAGUUGCAGUUAGAAUAGCUGAUGAGACCCCUAAUAAUACACGAAGUUUCUCAAAGUUUAUAGGAAUGAGUGCAGAUGCAACUCCUCUUCAUGUAGCUAAAAGUGGGAAUGACACUGAAAAUUUCAGCAACCUGACUGCUUGCUCAGAUAUUUAUGCUGAGAGUAUUUCAUCUCAUUUUACAGAGUCAACAGGAAAGUUGAUAGAGAGCUUGUCAGAUUGUGCUUCCUCCUUACCUAUAAAAAAGAUUGCUGGUAGUAAUUAUAACGCUUUUUUGGACUCUGAACUCAGUAUGUUGAAUGGGAAAAAAGUUCUUUCAGACAGUGCCAUGGGCAUUGAUCUGGGUAGUACUGGUGAUACAACAGAAGCAUUGCACGAACUAAGAACUGCCGAAGAGUUCAAAACAAAAGAGCAAGAUGACUCAGAGAAUAUAGAAUUUGGUGUAUCUUUUCCUGAUAGGGAAUUAUUAUCUAUGGAAACAUCCAUCGAACCAAAAGCAACUGAAACUUCUCACACAGAGGGAAUUACUGCCACUGAGGAGAGCUGGGAGUCUAUGUUUAACGAUGAUGGUGACUGUCUGGAUCCACGUUUUCUACAAGAGUUAUCAGGGAAUAUGAAGAGCAGAGAGAGCAUCCAGGAACCUAGAUUUGAUUACUACAACCAUGAAGUUCCCGAUAUUGACCUCAGUGAUUGUGAAUUCCCACAUGUCAUUGAAAUUUAUGACUUUCCCCAAGAAUUUCGUACUGAAGACCUUCUACGGGUUUUCUGCAGUUAUCAAAAGAAAGGAUUUGAUAUUAAAUGGGUGGAUGAUACACAUGCCCUAGGAGUAUUCUCCAGUCCAAUUACAGCUCGUGAUGCGUUGGGUAUUAAACACACCAUGGUGAAGAUUCGUCCCUUGUCACAGGCCACAAGAGCAGCCAAGGCCAAAGCUAGAGCUUAUGCUGAGUUCCUCCAGCCAGCAAAGGAGCGUCCUGAGACUUCAGCAGUCCUAGCCAGAAGGUUAGUCAUCAGUGCCCUUGGGGUUCGAAGUAAGCAGAGCAAAACCGAACGAGAAGCAGAGCUCAAGAAACUCCAAGAAGCCAGAGAGAGAAAGCGGUUGGAAGCCAAGCAACGGGAAGACAUCUGGGAAGGCAGAGACCAGUCUGCAGCUUGAACAUCACUCAAUGAAAGGGAUAAUUCCAUGGAUCAGAAAAUGUUUCCAUAGCCUUCAGAUAAGAGGAUCCUUCCAGAGCUCUAUGUACAUGCAGAUGUGCAUGUUAAAGAGAUAAAGUGAUCGAGACAAGGACUGAUUGGGUAUAGAAGGAAGACAGACUCCUGUCUUCACUCCUAAAUGCAGUUCUUUGGAAUCACCCUACUGUGGUGGGCAUAGUAGGGAGCCAUCAGCUAGGAAGAAACGUGGGAGAUGUGAAUUCCAAGAGUGCCUUGGACAGGGCAAGUCAUGUUAGCGUGGGUCACACUUCCAAGAUAUUUAAAGCAAAUACAAAACAGAACAGAGGAUUCAAACCGCAAGUAUGGGAGAUUUAGGCCCUGCAGAGGCAGAGCAUUCCUUAGUAUCUCACAAAACAGAGUAACACCGGAGGCAGAGUAGGGGGUGGGUAGAGAGCAGUUAGUACAAAGAGACAGAACAGUGUCUGGUUUGCUUGGCAUACACAGAAUCUGCACUGCCAGUUCCAGAACUCCAAAGUUGGUCAACUACAGGAGAUGUGGGUAUUUAGACUCCAAAGUUUAUACUGAGCUCAGUGCCUGGGACCGCUCCAGCUGCAGUGCAGCCAGUGGGGAUACCAGCUUCAUUCCUCAGAGUAAACCAACCUUGGGAGCUGUGUGCCAGUUCUAGUGUAAGCAGUAAUACCAUGUUGUAAGAGGGAACAUUAAAGCCUGUUUUAUGACAUAUA
Molecule: messenger RNA, 3240 nt
Organism: Nomascus leucogenys (northern white-cheeked gibbon)
Lineage: Eukaryota; Metazoa; Chordata; Mammalia; Primates; Hylobatidae
Source: RefSeq, a predicted model, not a curated record